Molecule: messenger RNA, 1050 nt
Organism: Globicephala melas (long-finned pilot whale)
Lineage: Eukaryota; Metazoa; Chordata; Mammalia; Artiodactyla; Delphinidae
Source: RefSeq, a predicted model, not a curated record
AUGGCGGCCGCCGUUCACCCCCCAGUUGUCCAGGCCCUGCCAAUGUCACGUCGCAUGGGGUCACAAGUGAUCAUCUCCUACCGGGGUGAGCCAUAUGAUACCAUGCACCUUCGCCCCAUGGGUGACCUGGGCCAGAUUAUCUUUCUGGAAUGGAAAGGGAGAGACAAGGACUCCAUCCUAAGAGCUGUGGAGCACAGCAACGUGGUCAUCAAUCUCGUUGGGCGAGAAUGGGAAACCAAAAACUUUGACUUUGAGGAUGUUUUUGUAAAGAUUCCCCAAGCAAUCGCUCAAGUGUCCAAGCAAGUUAGAGUUGAAAAUUUUAUUCACGUUUCACAUCUGAAUGCCAAUAUUCAAAGCCCUUCUAAAUAUCUGAGAAAUAAGGCUGCUGGAGAGAAAGAAGUGAGAGACACAUUUCCAGAAGCUACCAUCAUAAAGGCAUCGGACAUCUUUGGAAGAGAGAAUAGAUUCCUCAAUCAUUUUGCAAGUAUUCAAGGGUUUGGUGUUGUCCCUCUUUCCUUGGGCAAGAAGACAGUGAAACAACCAAUAUAUAUUGUGGAUGUCACCAAAGGAAUUGUUAAUGCAGGUAAGGAUCCAGAUGCCAGAGGGAAAACUUUUGCCUUUGUUGGGCCCAGCUGGUACGUCCUCUUUGACCUGGUACAGUACGUCUUUGCCAUGGCUCACAGACCCUUCCUGGCAUACCCUUUGCCACAUUUUGCAUAUCGAUGGCUAGGUCGACUCUUUGAAAUGAGUCCGUUUGAGCUCUGGACCACGAGGGAUAAAGUGGAGCGAGUUCACAUCACAGACAUGACCCUGCCUCACCUGCCCGGCUUGGAAGACCUGGGUAUACAGGCCACGCCCCUGGAGCUCAAGGCCAUCGAGGUGCUGCGGGGUCACCACACGCACCGCUGGCUGUCUUCUGAGAUUGAAGAUGUGAAGCCGGCCAAGACAGUCACUGUUUCGUGGCCCCUGAGCUGCCCUUGGUUUUUGAUGUCAUUCAGGUCACUAGCGACCAGACCACCUUUGGCAGAGAAUCCUGUACAUAGUGCAUAA